UCUCUCUCUAGAAUGGUAUAAUUCCCUUGAUUUUUCUCCAUUUGAUUUCACAUUUUUUUGUAUAAAAUAGCCCCCAAAAUUUGAAUAAAGACUUCAACUUUCUUCCUUGGCUCUUAAGCUUUUUCAGCUAUUUGACUAUUCAGAUCUCAGCUGAAUUUCUGGUGGCAGCUUUUCUUGGAGCAAAAGAUUGAGACAGUAACAAAACUUUGCUGAAAUGGCUAACCAUUAUGAUCGCAACCCUUUUGCUGAAGAAGAAGAAGUUAACCCUUUUGCUGAUGGAGGAGGAAAAUCGAAAGGGCAAUCAAAAUUUAGUGGAGGCGCAUUUUAUACCACAAGUAGUGUUCCUCCAGCAACAAACUCAAGACUUUCACCCCUUCCGCAUGAACCUGCUGAUUUCUAUGAUCGUGAUGUGCCUGUUGAUAUUCCUCUUGAUAGUUCUACGGACUUGAAAAAGAAAGAGAAGGAACUACAGGCUAAGGAGAAUGAAUUGCGAAGGAGGGAACAGGAACUGAGACGAAAAGAAGAGGCUGCUGCAAGAGCUGGCAUUGUUAUUGAGGUGAAAAAUUGGCCUCCAUUCUUCCCAAUCAUCCAUCAUGAUAUUGCUAAUGAAAUACCAGUUCAUUUGCAAAGGCUGCAAUAUGUUGCGCUUACUACCUUUUUGGGAAUUUUUGCUUGCCUUUUGUGGAACAUCAUUGCUACCACUACAGCAUGGAUUAAAGAAGGAGAUGUAAAGAUCUGGUUCCUUUCAAUUAUUUACUUCAUAUCGGGGGUUCCAGGAGCCUAUGUACUGUGGUAUCGUCCUCUUUAUCGUGCUUUCAGAAAUGAGGGUGCUAUGAAGUUCGCGUGGUUUUUCUUGUUUUACUUGCUUCACAUUGCAUUCUGCAUCUUUGCGGCUGUUGCUCCUCCAGUAGUUUUCCGCGGAAAAUCGCUUACAGGCAUUCUACCUGCAGUAGAUCUCAUCGGCAAACAAGUUCUUGUUGGGAUUUUCUAUUUCAUCGGUUUCGGGCUAUUUUGUCUGGAGUCUGUGCUGAGCAUAUGGGUUAUUCAGCAAGUAUACAUGUAUUUCCGCGGAAGUGGUCAAGCUGCAGAGAUGAAACGCGAAGCUGCAAGAGGGGCCUUGAGGGCAGCAAUAUAAUAGUGUGGUAACAGAUAUAAAAGUUGGUCACUUCAGUCAGUCAGUCAAGCAGAUAUGCUUUGUUUUUCCAUAUAUGUAUAUGUCUUCAUUUUUACUACUCUUGACCACUAUGGUUUUUAGGAAAAAUUAUAGAGAUCAUUAUAUUUCUGGUAAAAAAAACAAUCUUUGUGCAUGUAAAUUCACCUUUCUUCACCUUUGCCUUUUCUGUGUUUGGUCACAGAAUUUUUACAGUAAAUCAUUUACAAUGUCAUA
Molecule: messenger RNA, 1387 nt
Organism: Solanum pennellii
Lineage: Eukaryota; Viridiplantae; Streptophyta; Magnoliopsida; Solanales; Solanaceae
Product: secretory carrier-associated membrane protein 3-like
Exons: 13
Coding region: 215-1135 (306 amino acids)
Biological process (GO): protein transport
Cellular component (GO): recycling endosome membrane; trans-Golgi network membrane
Source: RefSeq, a predicted model, not a curated record